Hypoxylon fragiforme is the source of this 2467-nucleotide messenger RNA. Its product is annotated as MBOAT-domain-containing protein. Bases 329 to 2206 code for a protein of 625 amino acids. Lineage: Eukaryota; Fungi; Ascomycota; Sordariomycetes; Xylariales; Hypoxylaceae. Gene Ontology annotation, biological process: GPI anchor biosynthetic process. The transcript has 4 exons. The record is from RefSeq and is a predicted model, not a curated record. Gene Ontology annotation, cellular component: endoplasmic reticulum.
UGCUAACCGCGCCCGCGUCGGCCUUCAAUUUAUGUACUGCGUAGUAGCUCCAGGGCUGCUUAGCUCCUUGCCUAGCACAAUUGGUCCCUGUAUCAAUACUUCAACGUUCAAUAUUGUGCCCCAUCCUUUAUCCAAUUAACAUCGUCGAGUUUGUUACAUUCUGCGUACAUAGUAACUUACCCUGUUUCCUUCUCUUUUUCUAUCAUCGUGAUGUCUCCUUAUUAUCGCAAUCCAAACUUUUGAUUCAUUUCAUGUCUUGAACUUAAUGGAAUAAUAUCUUACUUCAGGCACCUUUGCCUACGCUUUUCUUCCCAAUUCCUCCUCCACAAUGGGUCUCCUGUCCCUCUUUGGGAAGAUUUACGAUCUCGAUACCCUCGACACUCGCUUCACAACCCCAUCCUCAACCUCUUACAAGACCGUUGUAGAAGCACGCGACGACACUGCCGCGAGUAAAGACCGGGCUACCAAAUGGAAUAGUCGAGCGGCCCGCAAGCCACUAUGGCACACACCCGAGUUCUACUUCUAUUACGUCUUUCUGUUCUUUCUCAUCCCAUUCAUGUUCUACACAGCCUAUGAUGCCUCGAGAUCGACGGACUACAAGUAUAAGAGAUACGAGCGCUUCCUCUCGCCGGGAUGGGUUCCCGGACGCAAGAUUGAUGCCUCGGAUUCACAAUACCGUACUUUCCGAGGUAACAUACCAUACUUGGUGGCGCUUCUUAUAUUCCACCCCCUCCUCCGUCGGGUGUACAACUCAAUUGUGUAUCCAAUUCGCUCAACGGCACAGUCGGCAAGACCAACCCCAGAAGAAGCCGAUCAAAGACUAAACCAACGAGCUUCGUUCGACUUCGGCUUCGCGCUUAUAUAUCUCGUGGUGCUGCAUGGUGUUUCAGCUUUUAAAAUCCUCGCAAUUCUCUGGCUGAACUACCAAGUUGCUACAUCUUUACCCCGAAAGUAUGUACCGGCUGCGUCGUGGAUCUUCAACGUCGGUACUUUGUUUGCGAACGAGUUAUCCAAGGGCUACCGAUUUGCGGAGAUGGCUGUAUGGAUUACGGGACCCCCUCCUCCAAACUCCCUCAUCGGCUCGGGUUCAACAUUGAUAUCAUGGGGCAGGUGGCUGGAUGGCUACAGUGGGCUCAUGGGUCGGUGGGAAAUCCUGUUCAACAUCACCGUUUUACGCUUGAUCAGCUUCAACCUGGAUUACUACUGGAGUUUAGAUCGUGGAAGCUAUAGCCCUAUAGAAAAACAGAUCGAUCCGGCAGAGUUAAGCGAACGAGAUCGUAUAUCAACCCCGGCGCAGGCAAAGGACUAUUCGUUUAGAAACUACGUCGCAUACGCCAUCUACGCGCCCCUGUAUCUUACGGGGCCUAUCAUCACCUUUAAUGACUUCAUUUCUCAGCUACGAUACAAGUCUGCGACCAUCGAGACUGGACGCACAAUCCGCUACGGUAUACGUUUUGUAAUAACCUUACUCGUCAUGGAAGUGAUGCUGCAUUUUAACUACGUGCAAGCCAUAGCCAAGGGGAAUCCGGUUUGGGCAGAAUAUACACCUCCGCAGCUCUCCUUACUGAGCUUCAUGAGCCUACACUUAAUCUGGCUGAAAUUGCUCCUCCCCUGGCGACUAUUUCGCCUUUGGGCUCUCGUUGAUGGUGUCGACCCCCCGGAGAACAUGGUCCGCUGCGUCAGCGACAAUUGGAGCACGCUCGCUUUCUGGCGUUCGUGGCAUCGCAGCUUUUACCGCUGGUCGUUGCGCUACAUAUACGUGCCGCUCGGCGGAUCCAGCUUCCGUACCGCGCGCGACACCAUGCGCUCCAUACUCACUUACGUUCUAGUCUUCACCUUUGUCGCACUCUGGCACGACAUUCAGAUGCGUCUGCUCAUCUGGGGCUGGCUCAUCGUGCUCUUCAUGCUGCCCGAGAUGGCCGCGGGUUUCUUGUUCCCGGAGAAGAAAUGGGAAAACCGGCCAGAGACUUACCGCAUCUUGACCGCCGUAGGUGCUGUAAUAAAUAUUUUCAUGAUGAUCGCGGCGAAUCUGGUCGGGUUUUCAGUUGGUGUGGAGGGGCUCCAGGAUAUCAUUAAGGGGAUAUUCAGGAACGUUUCUGGCUACGUGUUCAUGUUGGGUGCCUAUUUUGCAUUCUACGUGGGUGUAAGGGUCAUGUCCGAGAUGAGAGAUUGGGAGAUGAAACGCGGUAUCAAUCUGAAAUGCUGAUACCUGUCGACGGACCUAUGAAGGUUAGGGGGGCUUUGAUAUCACCAGUCCUCGCUCACUUUCCUGUGAUGGACGCGGUGAAUUAAUGAGUUCUGCCUCUCUAGGUACUUCAAAGCUACGAAUGCUUGGUAGGCAUGCAUAGAAAUGGACGGGAUAAAACUAAUGUACUUUUUUGUACUCUCUGUACCAUGAAAGGAUAUGAAUUCCGGUUAUUAGAUUAUUACCCCCAAAGACUAAUUCAAAAAUGCUAUAUCCCAUAAC